Messenger RNA from Fusarium verticillioides 7600, 2119 nucleotides. RefSeq lists its product as hypothetical. The record is from RefSeq and is a predicted model, not a curated record. Gene Ontology annotation, cellular component: cell cortex; plasma membrane; membrane raft. The transcript has 3 exons. Gene Ontology annotation, biological process: cortical actin cytoskeleton organization; endocytosis; septin cytoskeleton organization. Bases 916 to 1665 code for a protein of 249 amino acids. Lineage: Eukaryota; Fungi; Ascomycota; Sordariomycetes; Hypocreales; Nectriaceae.
AAGGGUGCCAGUUAGCCAGGCUAGAUCCGUAGGAAUAAGGUGGAAGCAUCAUCUACUGCUGCCCACCAGACUCCAGAGCAUCCAGAGUCUCUGCAGGGAUUUCCUUUAGUGUGAUUCAGUGUACUGUUGCUGCAGCCGGGAUCAAUGUGCCCUGGGCCUACCUAAGGCGAGCACCCGUCAAGGGUGGCACUGGGCAGCCCAUGGAGACCCACGUAACGCUUCGAUGGUGAUUUUAUUUGGGUUGCGUUCCUUUCCUAAAUGACAAGUCGUAUGCUUGCUCCCUACAAUCAUAUCCUCUCGCUCCUCUGCAAAGUCAUUCAUGCACUGGGAACUCCGUGUCUUUCCUCAGCCGAAGGGAGAAGAAACAUACUAAUCGCCGUCGUACAAUUCGACUGAGACACACAUCUCCCGAUCCCCACACCGACAAGCCAGUCCGUCUCCAGAGCAUCACAUCACUCCUAUGGAGUAGACGCUAAGGAAAAGGCUCCAGAAACAAAAACAAGAAACCCUCCCAGAGCUAAUGAACAAGGUUCAUAAGGAUCGUCAAUCCUCAACCCAGGCCUUAUUUCUCUUCCGGCUCCCUCUUCCUAACUUUUAUAAGAUCCAUCGCCAUCUCUCAACAAUUCCAGACGACUGUUCUCCACAACGCAAACAGACUCUGAACCCUGGUCGAGAGCUACCUAUUAAAUAAGACGCAAGAUCCCAUUAGCCGUGGUUUUUAGCUGCAGCCUUUUCCUUGACGGUGACCCUGGCAGCGUGACGACAUCCAAUCCCCGGCGCCCCAUCCCAGUAAAUUAAUCCUUUCGAGUUCGAUCUUUUGGGCAGAAGUGCUUGCAUCAACGCUUGAGUUUGAUCGGUUGUGGUCAGAUACUUUUCAGCUGGAGAGUAGUGUAUACUUUCCAACGGCAUAUAGCCAUGGCGAAGAACGCUCCUCUUGGCCUCGCUGGCCUGGUCCUCCUCGCUGUUUCCCUCCUCUUCCUCUGGUUCAUCAUCCUCUCAGGCUUGACCUCUACCACGCCAUUCGAUAAGACGUAUUUCCUCCGCGCCGACACUGGCGGUAUCUCGGGUGCUCGUGAAGUCACACAAUGGAACUUCUUCUACAUUUGCGGUGCCGGCAACAACGAUUGCGAUGGCGCCCGCGCUGCCCCCGUCAUCGGUCGCGCCUGGGACUCAAACCCACGUAAUGCGCCCAGCUCGCUUGUCGGUGGUCGUGCUGGUGAUACCACAUCGAACAGACAGUUCUUCUUGUGGCGGUUUGGCUGGGUUUUCAUCCUGAUCACUCUUUUCUUCGAGACCAUCGCCUUCUUCACUGGCUUCAUUGCCUGCUGUGGCCGUCUUGGUGCUGGAAUCUCUAGCCUCAUGUCCAUGUUCGCCCUUUUCUGCUCCUCAGUUGCCAUGUCCCUAAUGACUGCUACCUGGGUUCUCGCUCGCAAUGCCUUUCACCGCGACGGUCGAUCGGCCUCGAUCGGCCGCUAUGCCUUUGGUUUUGCGUGGGCAUCAUGGGCCACUCUGCUCAUUGCUACCAUUCUCUUCUGCUUAGGCAUGCGCGGUGACAAGUCGUCAAGCGGAGGUUACAGCGGCCGCUCAUGGCGCCGUAGACGAAGCGUGCGCAGCAGCCACGGCCCAGGCUAUGAGGGCCGCCGUGUUAAGGAUGACUAUUCCUAAACUUUUACCUGGUAACCGUCUGUUAGGCCAAAUCCGAUCGACUCUCCAACUUUCGGCAGAGCUCGAUGAGGAACGAGCAUGAACAGCCGCAGUGAUCGUGUCCACAACAGCCUCAAUGGUUGUUCGCGCCCGACGCUGCAAUUUUGUCCCGUCUAUAUUUCAUUCAUCAUCCAUGAUCUGCGCUCCUGUGCAGGUAUGUAUUCACGAUGUGUUUGGCGAGGAGAAUGGAUUUUCUCAGAACGUAAUGUUGAAGUUAUGGGCGAGAUCUACGAGAAGCUUGCUUUCAUCAGCUGUCUAAUAGUUACUAUGAAUGUAUGAUAUUACAACAAACAAUACAAGCGUUUUUUAUUUUUAAGUCUUAAUAUUCUAGUUUCUGUUCUCGACAUUUCCACUUGAAUCAUGUAGCCAUUCUCGGGCAACGACCCCGGGCUUAUGGUUUCACACAAGUUAUCAC